This is a messenger RNA of Hemicordylus capensis (graceful crag lizard), 1960 nucleotides long. RefSeq names its product maestro heat-like repeat-containing protein family member 1. Gene Ontology annotation, cellular component: cytoplasm. NCBI's taxonomy places the organism in Eukaryota, Metazoa, Chordata, Lepidosauria, Squamata, Cordylidae. Bases 60 to 1553 code for a protein of 497 amino acids. The transcript has 13 exons. The record is from RefSeq and is a predicted model, not a curated record.
CUGGGUCCUUUUUGGAGGAAGGACACAGAUGGGUGCAUUAAUAUGUCUGCACAUUCUUCAUGUUCUUUCCCCCAUAUUCAUCAGUGAGCGGUAUGCACUGCUCCCUCGACUCCUCAGACCAGUCCCAGAUGGAGAACCUAGAACUGGUUGAGGAGGUCAUGGUGGACCGCUCAACACAGACGGUCUGGGAAGACCAAAGUGAAACUGAGAGGCAAAGCUCCAGAGCAGAUUGGAACCAGUCUGGAGUGAGCAGUAUGCACUGCUCCCUCGUCUCAGACCAAUCCCAGCUGGAGGACCAUAAACUGGAUGAGGAGCUAACCGUGGGCAGCCCAAAAGAGCGGGUCUCCAGAUGGGAAAACAUGGGCUACACGGACAGCCAAAGCUCCAGAGCAGUUUGGAACCAGUCUGGAGAUUCAGUGGUCAGCAGCAUGUACUGCUCCCUUUUCUCCUCCAGCUCCUACCACUCUGAGGUGGAGGACUGGAAAGUGGAUGAGGAUCUCAUGGAAAUCAUACACAGGCAUAUGGAGGACAGAGAGGAGAGAGCCAGCAAUCAGGAUGAGGAUGUCCAUUUCCUCGCGGUCCUCUGUGCUUGCUGCAAGGCUGCAUAUAAGAGCGGCCAGGAGACUCUGGAUCUCCCCUACACCAAAGGACAACUGAUAAAGGAAAUCGUGGUUGUGAUGGAGAAGUCCCCUGUGCAGUCUGGGCCUACCAUUCUCCUGCUUUAUGCCAUGGCUGCCGUCUCCUGCCUCAGCAAAAUCAAGCCUCCAACUGACCCAGAGCUAGAGUCUGCGAUCCUGCGCUUCGCUGUUCGCGGGGUCAUAGAGGUGCAAGCAGGACAUGUCCACAAACAGGCUCUGCACAAACUCGCAGCAGACAAUCUGGAACUGAUGCUGAGGGGUUUUUUGUCAGAGGCCCCAACCACACAGCAUCUCUUGUCCCUCCUGGAGCACAUCAACAUCUGGAUCCUCUCCAGGAAUGCCCAGGAGAGAGCACGAGCCAGCAAACAAUGCGCCAGCUUGCUCCGCUUUAGUGUCAUGAUGCCUGAUUGUGAUAACUCUGCAGAACUCCCCAGUUUGGGCCACCAUGUGGCGAAACUUGGAAUCUGCAUAAUGGAUUGCAGGAAGGAUGUCAGCCGAAACGCCAGGGAGGGAAUCUACCGGCUCCUAGAAGUACUUCUCCACCACAAAGGCCAGAGCAGCAGAGAAGCUGGGGAGCUGUGGAGCCGGAGAUGGCAGGAGGAGGAAAGAAUACUGGCCUAUCUGAACACCGCCAGAGUUGGGGAGGUUUUCAGGGAGAUCUUUAAUAAAGAUCAGGAAAGAUCCUUCCUGAGGACCACGAUUUGGGCCAUUAAUCAUCCCGUCCACAGGGUUAAGGAGGCUGGACUGAUCCUGCUGUACUCCCUCCUGGGCAAGGCCGAUGCACUGAUGGGGUAUGAGGAGGACGAAAUCCGGAGGAAAAUCUGGCGUCGUCUCCGCCAAAUCAAAGAAAGCAAAGGGCUGCCUGAAGAAAUCGAAGGUAUCUUAAAAAACCAAGGGUUUGUAAAUUGUGGAUGAUGCAAGUCUUUUAAUGGUACUAGAGAAAGACAUGCUGUUCUGGUAGCUCCAGGUCUUAACACUCACAUCAAUUUCGGAGGAUGAUUACAACUGAAGGAAGCCCGGGUGGGUGUGUGGCUGGGGGAGUCAGUCAUGUGACUAGCCUCUGGGGGGGGGGGCCUCCAUGGCAGUGGGCUCCCAGACAACUGUCUCCCCUUGCCCUAUUAUAGUUACGCCCCGGGUUCUUUCUGUCAAAGAACCCCCUGCUUUGGAAGCAGACAGUACUAUUUGCUUUGAGAGCCUGAAUGCUAACACCAGCUCCACACACAACUCCUCCACUUAGUACAUUAGGAGUUCUACAGCGAUUCCCAUCCCUAAUACUUUCCUUAGUCAAAUGGUGCUGGCAUCAUUAUAUUUUUCCUUCUCUU